Molecule: messenger RNA, 1820 nt
Organism: Jaculus jaculus (lesser Egyptian jerboa)
Lineage: Eukaryota; Metazoa; Chordata; Mammalia; Rodentia; Dipodidae
Gene: Riok2
Product: RIO kinase 2
Exons: 10
Coding region: 46-1692 (548 amino acids)
Biological process (GO): protein phosphorylation; maturation of SSU-rRNA
Cellular component (GO): cytosol; preribosome, small subunit precursor; nucleus
Molecular function (GO): protein serine/threonine kinase activity; ATP binding
Source: RefSeq, a predicted model, not a curated record
CGUUCUCGCGGCCGGCAGGGUUUGCUAAGGCUGCGAAGCGCCACCAUGGGCAAGGUGAAUGUGGCUAAGCUGCGUUACCUGAGUCGGGAUGACUUCAGGGUCUUAACCGCGGUUGAAAUGGGCAUGAAGAACCAUGAAAUUGUUCCCUGCAGUUUGGUUGCUUCUAUAGCCAGCCUGAAACAUGGUGGCUGUAAUAAAGUUUUAAGAGAGCUAGUGAAACAUAAACUUAUAGCUUGGGAACGUACCAAAACUGUCCAGGGAUAUCGAUUGACAAAUGCAGGCUAUGAUUACCUAGCUUUGAAAACACUUUCUUCUAGACAGGUAGUUGAGUCUGUUGGAAACCAGAUGGGUGUUGGCAAAGAGUCAGAUAUUUAUAUUGUUGCAAAUGAAGAAGGGCAGCAGUUUGCAUUAAAGCUUCACAGACUAGGAAGAACCUCCUUCCGAAAUCUGAAAAACAAGCGUGAUUACCACAAGCACAGGCACACUGUUUCUUGGCUUUAUUUAUCUCGUCUCUCUGCCAUGAAGGAAUUUGCCUACAUGAAGGCAUUAUAUGAGAGGAAAUUUCCAGUUCCAAAGCCAGUUGAUUAUAAUCGCCAUGCAGUGGUCAUGGAGAUAAUAAAUGGCUAUCCAUUGUGUCAGGUCCACCAUGUUGAAGAUCCUGCAUCAGUAUAUGAUGAAGCUAUGGAACUAAUUGUCAGACUUGCAAAUCAUGGUCUGAUUCAUGGAGAUUUCAAUGAGUUCAAUAUCAUAUUGGAUAAAAAUGAUCACAUCACCAUGAUUGAUUUUCCACAAAUGGUUUCAACUUCACAUCCAAAUGCCGAAUGGUAUUUUGACAGAGAUGUUAAAUGCAUUAGGGAUUUCUUCAUGAAACGUUUUAGCUAUGAAAGUGAGCUCUACCCAACCUUUAGCGAUAUCAGGAGGGAGGAUUCUCUUGAUGUUGAAGUUUCUGCAAGUGGAUACACAAAGGAAAUGCAGACAGAUGAUGAGCUGCUACAUCUGGGAGGUCCAGAUGAUCAAACCACAGAAAUAGAAGAGGGAUCGGAUUUCUCAUUUUCUGAUGAGGAUGUGUCAGAAAAAGCAAAGGUUUGUACAGCGGAAGUGGAAAGUGAACAAAAUUCAGAGGAAUCAGAUGGCUACCAUUACAGCUCCUCUGGAGACCUUGAGCAGAUAAAGGGAGACAGGUUAUCAGAGAGUGCUAAUGGACCUAGAUUUGAAAUGACUGAACUCAAUCAAGUUUUGGACAAAAUGAAAGGACAGGUUGUUGACAAUUCUGUAACUGGAUUUUCUGAGGAGAACAGAACUGAAAAUCACAUCAAACAAGAUGGUCAGACAAGACAAGAGGAAACCUCUGCAGGCUCUGAAGAAUGUGAAGAUGAGUACCCUCGUCUGAUUGCCUUGUCAUCAUUGAGCAGGGAGCUCAGGCCUUCCAGAGAUGAAGAAAAUAUGAGAAGUGUUAAUCAAUGUAGAACAAGAACUUUGAGUGUUACAUCUGCAAGCAGUGUCCUAAGCUGCUCAACAAUUCCUCCAGAACUGGUGAAACAAAAGGUGAAACGUCAGCUGACAAAGCAGCAAAAAUCAACUGUCAGACGUCGAUUGCAGAAAGGAGAAGCAAACAUAUUUACCAAACAACGGAGAGAAAACAUGCAAAAUAUCAAAUCAAGUUUGGAAGCAGCCAGCUUUUGGGGAGACUAACGUAUUUCAAAUCAUGUAUAUUUCUACUGUAUAGUUUGUAAGUUACCAUAAUUCUACUUUCAGCUUUUAAUCUUUUUUGAUCAAGGAUAGCAUGUAAAUAGAGAAAUAAAACAACUUUAAUCUAGAAA